This is a messenger RNA of Scatophagus argus, 1434 nucleotides long. RefSeq lists its product as uncharacterized. The record is from RefSeq and is a predicted model, not a curated record. The transcript is spliced from 2 exons. NCBI's taxonomy places the organism in Eukaryota, Metazoa, Chordata, Actinopteri, Scatophagidae. The coding region runs from base 130 to 1395 and encodes 421 amino acids.
CAGACACGCACUGCUCAGUAGUUUCUUCAGUAGCUCCUGAAAUUCUUCGUUAUCACCAAAUUCAAACAGAUAUCGCAAAAAUCCUGCAUCUUCCUGUCGCUCUGUCUAUUGCACUGGCCUUCUGUCGCAAUGGCAAAGCUGCAUUGUGUACGCAGUGAACCAGGGGAUGAUUCCCAGCCCGCUCUCUCUGAGAGGUCAUCUAAACUUCACUUGGAUGGGACUUGUGUUUACCCGUGUCCACCAGAGUCUGGACCCAGUGCUGAAGACUUUCAGUGGGAAUCCUUCCUCUACGAUGAUCCCAGUAACCCCACAGGUCUGAGACUGAUCCUGAAGAGGGUUUUUGGUCCUGCCUCGUGUCCCAGUCCACAUCAGCAGGCCACCUGCUCUGUGUCAUCACACGCUACGGACAGAGUCCGUCCAGGUCUUAGUGGCAGCCCUGUCAAGCAGACAGAAAACAAGACCAGCACACCUAACUUGGAUCACUGGAUCCAUGAAUUUGAGGAUCCUGCUACCCUCUCAAUCAGCAAGAAAACUGAUUUUCUGUAUGAAUCCUUCCUCUAUGAGGAUCUCAGUGACCCCACAGGUCUGAGACUGAUCCUGAAGAGGGUUUCUGGUCCCGCCUCGUGUCCCAGUCCACAUCAGCAGCAGGUCACCUGCUCUGUGUCACCACACACUACGGAAAGAGCCAGUCCAGGGCUUAGUUGCAGCCCUGUCAAGCAGACAGAAAACAAGACCAGCACACCUAACUUGGAUCACUGGAUCCAUGAAUUUGAGGGUCCUGCUACCCUCUCACUCAGCAAGAAAACUGAUUUUCUGUAUGAAUCCUUCCUCUAUGAGGAUCUCAGUGACCCCACAGAUCUGAGACUGAUCCUGAAGAGGGUUCCUGGUCCCGCCUCGUGUCCCAGUUCACAUCAGCAGCAGGUCACCUGCUCUGUGUCACCACACACUACGGAAAGAGCCAGUCCAGGGCUUAGUUGCAGCCCUGUCAAGCAGACAGAAAACAAGACCAGCACACCUAACCUGGAUCACUGGAUCCAUGCGUUUGUAAAUCCUGAUGAAUUCCGAAAUAAGAAGCAAACUGAGAUGAAGGAUAUUACACCAUGUGACGCAGCUUCUUGCAGCUACAAGAGAAAAGCUAGUGAGAUGGACGAUAUGGACGAAGAGCUCCAAAAUCCAUCCAAACGCUUCUCCGGUGACUCCUGCUCUUCUUGCAGCACAGACAAUAAGCUGGACAGUUUCAAAAGAAGCUACAAGAGAAGAGUGAGUGAGGUGGAAGACCCAGUGUUUGGAAAUCUGUGCAAACACUCAUCCAAUGAUUCCUGCUCUUCAUGCUACGCAGACACAGAGCUAGAGAGAAAUGAUGAACUUCAUCAGCAACAGUCAGCGCUUGAUUGACUCUGCUUCACGCAGAAUGUCAUUCACUGCUAACAGAGA